Molecule: messenger RNA, 2391 nt
Organism: Geosmithia morbida
Lineage: Eukaryota; Fungi; Ascomycota; Sordariomycetes; Hypocreales; Bionectriaceae
Product: Sulfatase
Exons: 4
Coding region: 1-2391 (796 amino acids)
Molecular function (GO): N-acetylglucosamine-6-sulfatase activity; glycosaminoglycan binding
Source: RefSeq, a predicted model, not a curated record
AUGGUGUACAUCGUUCUGUCUCGUGCCCAAGACGCACCAGUUCACCAUAGUCACCCGCACAGGCGUACGAGUACGCGGCAUGGGAAGCUGUCUGAUGUCAUUUCACCAUCUGCCAGGCCCGCUAUCCCUUCCUCUAGGGUCAAUACCCGGGUGGAGGCGGUAGACGACGACGAGUGGGACGGCAAGAAUAAUGGCGCCGCCACGUCGACGCCGAUGCCGACACCGUCUCGCUCGACUGCCGUGUCUAUUCCCGGGAAGCAUGUCGCUCCGCGAUCUGCCAAUGAGUAUAUGAACGAGCACAAGGACACCACUCCUGGAACAUCCUCACGACCUGGUCUACUGUCUCCCGAAUCCCAGACGCCCGGCACCCCAGACAGCACUUCUGCAAGCAAAGCAGCUGCCUCCUCUUCUGCCCCCGCUGCAGCCGCCGCCACCGACCGCACCAGCAGCACCAGCUUUUGGCGUUCCUGGAGAGGCAUUGUCAUCAUGGUCGCAGCUUCAUCCCUUGCCCUCGGUCUGGGCCUUGGCCUUGGCCUCGGUCUCGGUCUUCCCAACAACCAGAACAGGGAUACCACCACCGGAGGAGGUAACAGCAUCCAAAGCACAAAGCCCAACAUUGUCUUCAUCAUGUCCGAUGAUCAGGACAAGCAGCUCAACUCGAUGGACUACCAGAGUGCCAUCCAGCGCGAGCUGGUCGCCAAGGGCACCCAGUUCGUCAACCACUACACCAACACCGCUCUCUGCUGCCCGAGCCGCUCCACCAUCCUCCGUGGUCAGACUGUUCACAACACCAACCUGACCAAUGUCCAGCUCCCUGGUGGCUCCUACAACAAAUGGGUGGCCUCUGGUCAGGAUGAAGAGUAUAUCCCCCACUGGCUUCAGCAGGCAGGCUACAGGAACGAGUACGUCGGCAAGAUUAUGAACGGCUUCGGUACCUCCAACUACAAGACUGUUCCCAAAGGUUGGGAUCAUAGUGACAUGCUGCUCGAGCCUUACAUCGACGACUUCAACACCCCCGUCUUCUCGGCCAACGGGGAGGACCCCGUCUAUUACGAGGGCUUCCAUCAGACGGAUGUUAUCCGCAUCAAGGCCCUUGACCGUCUGGAUGCCCUCGCCGCCCAGGAAAAGCCCUUCUCCCUCUUCAUCUCCCCGUUUGCGCCCCACAUCGGCAGCAUCGGCCAGAAGGCUCAGAGCCGUCCCAUUCCCUGCAAGAGGCACAACCAGCUGUUCCCCGAUGUCAAGGUUCCGCGCAACCCCAACUGGAACCCUGAUGACGAGUACCAGCAGUCCAAGGGGGGCUGGCUGGGCUUCCUGCCCAAGAUGACCGACACCAUCAUCGACUUUGCCGACUAUGCCUACCGCUCGCGUCUGCAGGCCAUUCAGUCCAUUGACGAGAUUGUCGAGGACGUCAUCGCUAAGCUCGAGGAGAAGGAGCUCCUGAACAACACCUACGUCAUCUACACGUCGGACAACGGUUACCACGUCGGCCAGCACCGUGUGCCCGCUGGAAAGUCGCUGUUCUUCUCGGAGGACACCAACCUCCCCUUUGUGGUCCGAGGGCCCAAUGUGCCUCAGAAUGUGACGUCCAAGGUUCCCGGCCUUCACCUGGACCUUGCCCCCACCUUUCUGGAAAUCGCCGGUCUGGACCGUUCGAAGUGGCCCGAGUUCUUUGACGGCCGCAGCCUGCUGAACCAGUGGCACAACCCCCAGACCAGCAACGGUGACGGCUCUGGCAAGGGCAACGGCAAGGAGAGCAUCAACGUCGAGUACUGGGGUCUGGCCUCCAUCGAGGCUCCCAGCGGCGGCAGCCUGGGCUCUCCCUUCUACAACACGACAUACAAGACCAUCCGCACCCUGGGUGAGGACCAGAGCUGGCUGUACACCAAGUGGUGUAACGGCGAUGCCGAGCUGUACAACACGUCUGACGACCCGUAUGAGCUGACGAACCUGAUACCCGCUGGCGCUCACAAGCGUGUCGAGGAUCGGCUGAACGCCCUGCUCAUGGUGACCAAGUCGUGCGAGCAAGGGUCCUGCCGCGACCCCUGGGGCCUCAUAAGCCCGCCGGACGGUGCCCGUCUCACCACCCUGGGCCAGGCUCUUGACGCCUCCUACGACAAGUUCUUUGCCAACUUUGAGCGCGUCUCCUUCAACCAGUGCCUCACCUUCCAGGUUACCGACAACGAGGGCCCUUACUACCCGGAGAUUACGGAUGAGAACUCGGGUCUCGGUCGCGCCUACCGCAAGCCCACCUCGGGGCUGUCGUACAAGUUUGGCACCAGGAAGAUCACCGCCAAUGGUCUCCACGGUACAGCUGCCCAGCGCAAUUCCACCUACGAUGAGCUCACUUCAUCGUCUCGCAAGCUGACGGCCGACGAGAUUAAUACGAGCUGA